ACGCGUUGACUCAGACUAGUCAAUGUCGGCCCUGCCAGCCGUCCAUUGCCCCAAAGUCUUACGUCUCCACCGUCCGAUUGGUUGUGUUUCCUUUUCUUAGUCUUCGCUCCCCUCUGCCCGUUCAGUCCAAUCACCAGUUCCACUUUCCAUCCAUGCCGCUCGCGCUCCUCCUCCCGCUGCUCGCCGUCGCCUCCUUCCUCCGGCUACCGCCGCCGGCCACCGCGGCCUGCUCGCCCAAGAGAUGCGGCAACCUGACCGUAGCCUACCCGUUCUGGCUCGAGGAGCCCGGCCAGCCGCCGUGCGGGUCCCCGUCCUUCCAGCUCCGAUGCAACGGCACCCAAGCGCUCCUCAGCCGCUCCAUGUUCGGGCUCUACCAGGUCCUCGAAAUCUUCACCGAGAACUCCUCGUUCCUCGCCGUGGACAACAACCUCCCGCUCGACGACGGCUGCCUGCCGCGGUGGUUCAACAUCUCGCUGGGCCUCGGGCUCAGCCCGUUCGUCAUCAGCACGCAGAACAGCGAGCUCCUCGUCCUCUACAACUGCACGACGCCGCAGGAGGUGGUACCGGACGGGUUCCUCCGGAUGCCCUGCGCCAGCGAGUCCUUCAUCCGCCACGGCGGGGGGUACGGCGCCCACCAUGACUACCCCGGGAACCUGCCCCCGGCCUGCCGGCUCUCCGUCGUGCCGGUUCUUGGGGUUCCCGGCGGCGUUGACGAGUACGUCGGGAGCAUGAAGGGAGGGUUUCUGCUCGAGUGGACGGUGCCAUCGGACAAUUGCCCCAGAUGCGUGGCUAGCGGCGGCCAGUGCAGGUACCGGAACGACGGCUCUGGGUUUUCCUGCAAUUGCUCCGGCGCCGUGUACCCCGACCAGUGCGGACCAAAUAGAAAGAUUACAAAGAAGCUUAAAAUAGGUUUGGGAGCAGGAGGUGGUGGUAUAGUCAUUGGGUGCUUGGCCGUUUUUUUGUGGUACAACCGCAAGAAGAGAAAGGAGGCUAGAACUUCGUCAAAGCUAAUGCGGAGUGGGUCUUCUAUGCAUUCAUCAUACAGUAAAGACCUGGAGCUGGGUGGUUCUCCUCACAUCUUCACUUUUGAGGAACUUGAAGAGGCUACUGAUGGAUUCUGUGCUUCAAGGGAACUUGGUGAUGGUGGUUUUGGAACUGUUUACAAAGGAAAACUCAAGGAUGGGAGAGUAGUUGCAGUAAAACGCCUUUACAAGAACAAUUACAAGCGUGUCGAGCAAUUCCUGAAUGAGGUCGACAUCCUGUCCCGGCUGCUCCACCAGAACCUCGUCAUCCUAUAUGGUUGCACGUCUCGUAUGAGCCGUGACCUUCUCCUGGUGUACGAGUUCAUCCCAAACGGGACAGUUGCGGACCACCUUCACGGAUCCCGUGCGGCAGAGCGAGGCCUCACAUGGCCUCUAAGGUUGAACAUUGCCAUAGAAACGGCUGAAGCUCUGGCCUACCUUCAUGCGGUUGAAAUCAUACACCGUGACGUCAAGACAACCAACAUAUUGCUGGACAACAGUUUCCAUGUCAAAGUUGCAGACUUCGGGUUAUCACGCCUGUUCCCUCUCGAGGUCACCCAUGUAUCGACUGUUCCACAAGGCACACCAGGCUAUGUCGACCCCGUGUACCACCAGUGCUACAAGCUGACUGAUAAGAGCGACGUCUACAGCUUUGGUGUCGUGUUGGUAGAGCUGAUAUCCUCAAAACCAGCUGUGGACAUGAGCAGGAGCCACAGCGAGAUCAACCUGGCAAACAUGGCUCUCAACAGGAUUCAGAACCAUGAGGUGGUUCAGCUGGUCGAUCCGGAGCUCGGCUACGACACUGACAGCGAGACGAAGGGAUCGAUUGACUGCGUGGCGGAGGUGGCCUUCCAGUGUUUGCAGCUCGAGAGGGAGCUGCGGCCGUCGAUCAAGGAGGUGGUGGAGAUCCUGAACUGCAUCAGGGAUGGGGACUGCCCAUCCAAGAAAAUGGGCAAGGACGCGUCUCUGAAGGAGGACACGCACUUGCUCAGGGGCAGCCUGCAGUUCUCGCCGGACUCGGUCAUUCAUAGAUUCCAUAGCCAGUCAACUAACCACUCGGUAGCGUCGAAUGGUAGCGGAGUAUGAUGUGCUUUGUGUUUGAUUAUGGAAGAAAAUAAGGCCGCCCUUUCUGAUCGGAUGAGUUGUAUAUAGCAUAUAGAGUUUGCUAAUGAGGUGAUUUAUCUGGGUAAUUCAGUUGUUCUCUCUGUUGGCCAAUAAGUACAACCUCAUGGUUGCAGUAACUCGACAGUCGUGAGAUUUGCAAUGAUUCAGACGGUAGGUGUAUGUACUAGGAGCAAAUUCCAGGAUAACCAUUGUAAUAUACAUAGUGAUAUUUUCAGGUUCACACACAAAUGAGUGAAUUGAGAUGUUAAA
Messenger RNA from Lolium perenne, 2396 nucleotides. Its product is annotated as LEAF RUST 10 DISEASE-RESISTANCE proteinUS RECEPTOR-LIKE PROTEIN KINASE-like 1.2. NCBI's taxonomy places the organism in Eukaryota, Viridiplantae, Streptophyta, Magnoliopsida, Poales, Poaceae. Gene Ontology annotation, molecular function: protein kinase activity; polysaccharide binding; ATP binding. The record is from RefSeq and is a predicted model, not a curated record. Gene Ontology annotation, biological process: protein phosphorylation.